AUGAACAGUCUGAGAGUAUGUACAUUGCUUACACUCUCCGCUUGUCUGCGAUCGAACGCCGCCAAGACAUCCUCUCAUCAAAGCUACAAGCCUACUGGCUACACGCAAGAUCCUGUGUGCAUUCGCAACAACUGCGUGAACCCACUUGUGCCAGCUUUGGAGGAAUUUGGGUCCAACGUCUUGGAAGACUAUGAAGCCAAGUCUUGGAAUUGUUUGGAAGGUCACGAGCAGGAUGGCAGCGCCAGGAUGUUAAUGCGCGGCAACUUGAGCCGGCAUGCUGGCUUUUGCGAAAGAGCAAUCUCCUCCUACUCGUUUGCCGUGCCGCAGGAUGCCGACGGGCACGAGCGGGUCAUCCGUGCGCAGAUGCAGAGAGCUGUGAGCAGCUACGUGGCUCACUUGCGGGCCAUCGGUCGGGACUUUUGGGAGUACCAGGAGCCGUGGAAAGAGGAUGCUUGCAUCCAGGCCAUAUGGAAGGUAGCAUGCUACACUCACUUCCCGCGCUGCAACGAGAAGGACCAGGCUAAAUACCUUCGACCAUGCGCAAGUGCUUGUCAAGGAUACCUGGAGGCUUGCCAGGUCAACUGUUGUGACGACGGCACCAAGUGCGUCUUCACUCAUCACAAGAAGAUGUCCGAUGGCAGCUCCCUUGUUGAGAAGGGCUACGAUCAUCACACAGGGCCGUCGCCGUUCUGCACAGGCUAA
Symbiodinium natans is the source of this 702-nucleotide messenger RNA. NCBI's taxonomy places the organism in Eukaryota, Dinophyceae, Suessiales, Symbiodiniaceae. The record is from the annotation of a GenBank genome assembly.